Messenger RNA from Zychaea mexicana, 672 nucleotides. RefSeq lists its product as uncharacterized. The record is from RefSeq and is a predicted model, not a curated record. The coding region runs from base 196 to 672 and encodes 158 amino acids. Lineage: Eukaryota; Fungi; Mucoromycota; Mucoromycetes; Mucorales; Lichtheimiaceae. The transcript is spliced from 2 exons.
CACGAAAGAAACAGAAUGUUUGAGCAAGCAACUCAAUUACUCGGUAUGCUUGACUUACCUAAAAAUCGCAAAACAUCAUAGGCAAUAUUUAACACGGAAUUUUGCGCACGCUAUCUAGGUAACGUUAAUGUUGGUCAAGCCGCCAAUGUGGCCCAGCAACAUAUUGGAGGGAAUGCUGGCGGAGGAGAUAAGGGUAUGCUUCAAAAUAUCAUGUCGAACGUGAUGGGUGGCACCGACAAACCCUCCAGCGCUGAUCAAAGUGAAGUGGACUAUGCCACUUCCAUGUUUGACAAAAUUUACGGCCAAAAUCAAAAAUCAUCGUCAGCCAAUGAUCUCGGUUCCGCCGCCGCCAUGAAGGCGUUCAAAUUAUUUGCUGGAGGAGGAUCCGGUUCUGGAGGAGGCACCGACAAAUUGGCAGGUCUUGCCAUGGGUGAAGCUAUGAAACUCUUCACGAGUAACAAUGCCGGAGGCGCACAAAAGAGCGAUAUUAUCAGCAAAGCCGUGUCCUGGGCGAUCAAGCUGUUCUUGACAAAACAACAAGGCUCUUCAAACCCUGCCUUUGGUGCCUUGAUGAGCAUGGUUGGUGGUGGUAAUGCUGCUCAAGAUGCCACUGCUGGUAGUACAGCCAAAAAGAGCAACAUUGCUUCUAGUAUCAUCAACAAGUUCUUUUGA